AUGGCUUCUUCCAAACCCAAACUCCACGGCCGCGCCUUUUACGAAUCCUUGGGCUCCCCUAAGCAGAUCGUGGCGCCCAUGGUCGAUCAAUCCGAAUUUGCCUGGCGUCUUCUCACCCGCUCCUUCCUCCCUCCGGAUCUGCGCCGCUCCAUCCUCUGCUACAGUCCCAUGCUGCAUGCCAAGCUCUUCGCCGACGCGCCCAAGUAUCGCGCUUCUCAUUUUCAGCCGCUGAAAGAUGAUGACUCGCCGCACCUGGAUGGCAAUCCGAAGAUUGAUCGGCCGCUGUUCGUGCAGUUCUGCGCUAACGAUCCAGAGGUGUUGUUGGAGGCGGCGAGGCACGUGCAGGAUCACUGCGACGCCGUGGAUCUGAAUCUGGGCUGUCCGCAAGGAAUAGCUAAGCGCGGACAUUAUGGCGCUUUCUUACAGGAGGAUUGGGGCACGAUCCAUAAGCUUAUACGGACGUUGCAUGAAGGCCUCGAUAUACCCGUGACGGCCAAGAUGCGCAUUCUGGAGACCAAGGAGCGCACGCUGGAGUACGCGAAGAUGAUUCUCGAUGCGGGCGCGAGUGUGAUUACGGUGCAUGGGCGGAGGAGGGAGCAGAAGGGGCAUAAUACCGGUUUGGCGGAUUGGAGCGUACUCCGAUAUUUGAGGCAAAGCCUACCAAAAGACACUGUAAUCUUUGCCAAUGGCAAUAUACUGCAGCGCGAGGAUGUUGCAGCAUGUCUGGAGCAGACGCAGGCAGACGGUGUGAUGAGUGCGGAGGGCAAUUUGUAUGAUCCGAGUAUCUUUGCUGACCCGCCUGCGCCAGGUGAAGAAGGCAGAGAGUACUGGAGGGGUCGAGAUGGGAAGGGUGGUUACAGGGCUGAUGCGGUGUUGAGACGGUAUUUGGAUAUUGUGCAUGAGCAUGUGUUGGGUGAGCGGCUGCCGGAGAGGGCACCGCUGUUUCUUCCGAGCGAUUUAUACGCGUCUGUGAGGGACGUUGCUGCACCGUCUCGACCACCAACCGACGCUGCAGGCCCUGAAGCAGACGAGCAACCACCAGCGAAGCGCAUGCAAGCCCAUUGCUUCCAUCUCCUCCGCCCUCUCGUAGCCGUCCACCAUGAUGUGAGAGACGCGCUAGCCAGGUGUCGAGCGGGCGAUAUCGGCGCAUUCGAGAAUGUGCUCACGCUUACUGAAGAAGCUGUCAAAGUCGGCCUGUUAGCCUACGAGCGAAACCCGACGGAGUUUGAAGAAGUGGAGCCGGAUGGCGGGAAGGAGGGGAAGGAUGUAAAGGUGGCUGGGGUAGAUGUGGAGAGGAGCGAUGCGGCGGUCAGGCGGUGCAAGCGCCCUUAUUGGAUUUGUCAGCCGUAUGUGCGACCGUUGCCUGCGGAGGCGCUGGAGAAGGGGAGUAUGCAGUUGAGUAAGAAGGAGAGGCGGAAGCUGGAGGAGAAGGCUGCUAGAGAUGCUGAGCUGGUGAAGGCGGGGAGAGACGAGCAGGUGGUACAGGCGGAGAAGGAUGCGGAGGUGCCGAGAGAAGGUAUGGUGUGCGGGUAG
Molecule: messenger RNA, 1533 nt
Organism: Baudoinia panamericana UAMH 10762
Lineage: Eukaryota; Fungi; Ascomycota; Dothideomycetes; Mycosphaerellales; Teratosphaeriaceae
Exons: 3
Coding region: 1-1533 (510 amino acids)
Biological process (GO): tRNA processing
Molecular function (GO): flavin adenine dinucleotide binding; tRNA dihydrouridine synthase activity
Source: RefSeq, a predicted model, not a curated record